This is a messenger RNA of Camelina sativa (false flax), 426 nucleotides long. NCBI's taxonomy places the organism in Eukaryota, Viridiplantae, Streptophyta, Magnoliopsida, Brassicales, Brassicaceae. The record is from RefSeq and is a predicted model, not a curated record.
UUUGUUACCGUCAUAAUAUUGCAUUACAGGACCGAUGAGUGUAACCGGUCCGUCACAACUCCCGGAAUCUUCAUAAGCUUCUCAUUGCUCGUCAUGUCCCUCUCUGGAUUCUACGCAGCUUACUUAAAAUCCGAUUGUCUCUUCCGAAUCCACUUCUUUAUCUUCUUCUUGUGGAUGUUUGUGAUCGUGGCAAAAGCCGCCUUCUUCACUUUUCUAAAUAAGGAGACCGGUUCUAGGUUGUUUCCUGGGACCGCGAUCGGUGAGUAUAGGUUCGAGGAUUACUCAGGAUGGGUUCGUAGGUUGGUCAUCAAAGACGAUGACUGGUAUCGUACUAGGAGAUGUCUUGUUAAGGACCAUGUUUGUAACAAGUUAAACCAAAACAUAUCAGCUUCUGAGUUUUAUCAGAUGAAUCUAACUCCUAUACAG